AUGUCGGGCGCCUACGGAGCAGCAUCUACGGAUGUGAGCUUCAGACGGACAUGGGACAGCGAGAAAUAUGCAGAAAAGGCGAGAGAGCAGGCAAGUUGUGCUCCUUCUGUCUGCCAGCUCCCCCCUGCUGAUCUCGCGGGCAAGAAGCCGCCCAAACGAACGGCAAAGGAUCUUCCCAAGCCGACAGAGACGGCCAAGGCUCGUGAGGAGCUCGAGCUGACCAAAGAUCUCAACAAGACCGUCAUCGUUGCCAAUCCUGGCGGGAGAGGUCCAGGACAGCCAGGCUACUACUGCGACGUCUGCAAUCGGACCUACAGAGACAGCGCAUCCUACCUCAACCACCUCAACAGUCGGUCUCACUUGCGCACGCUCGGCCAGACCACACGCGUCGCUCGUUCGACGCUCGACCAAGUCCGCGCAAAGAUUGCCGAUCUGCGUGCCAAGUCUGCCGAAGCCACAAAGGCGAAGCAGUACGACUUUGAGCAGCGGCUCAGGGAGAUCAAGCGAGCCGAGGCAGAUGACAAGGAUGCCAAGAAGGCCAAACGAAAGGAAGCCAUCCAGGCCGCAAAGCAAGCUGCAAUGCAAGAGGGGCAGGAUGAAGACGUAGCUGCUCAGAUGGGCUUCGGCGCUUUCGGUACGGGCAAGAAGCGAUGA
This is a messenger RNA of Mixia osmundae IAM 14324, 654 nucleotides long. RefSeq lists its product as uncharacterized. The record is from RefSeq and is a predicted model, not a curated record. The transcript is spliced from 4 exons. Gene Ontology annotation, molecular function: zinc ion binding; nucleic acid binding. The coding region runs from base 1 to 654 and encodes 217 amino acids. Gene Ontology annotation, cellular component: U4/U6 x U5 tri-snRNP complex; spliceosomal complex. Gene Ontology annotation, biological process: mRNA splicing, via spliceosome. Lineage: Eukaryota; Fungi; Basidiomycota; Mixiomycetes; Mixiales; Mixiaceae.